Messenger RNA from Talaromyces proteolyticus, 1308 nucleotides. RefSeq lists its product as uncharacterized. Bases 1 to 1308 code for a protein of 435 amino acids. The transcript has a single exon. The record is from RefSeq and is a predicted model, not a curated record. Lineage: Eukaryota; Fungi; Ascomycota; Eurotiomycetes; Eurotiales; Trichocomaceae.
AUGCCGCGCACGGAAAAAAUUGGGAGCGCAUCACUGCAAAUAGACGUCGCGUCUCCCCCAUCCUGGACAUUUGCGGCUGGAGACACAAUCAUUGGCACCGUUAUACGUCUGUCACCUAUUGUCGCGCCAGAAGCCACAGUGACAAUAGAUCUCAUCGGACGCGUAAAGACCAAAAUUAGCGUAAGAAAGAAUACAGGCAAUGGCACUCGCACAGAGCACUACCGGGGCCGAUGGAUUCUCAUACGCACCAGCCAAGUCCUCCAUCGAGGCCCGCUACAUCUUGCAGAGGGCCAUGGGAUUGGGAGCGACUGUCUCUCGUGGCCUUUCUCAAUAGAAAUUCCUACACGGCCGCUUGCCUCGCUUGCACAGAAUAACUCUGACCAACAGAGCUAUCUACCGCUCAAUAAUGUCGCGGAACAUCCCCUGCCGGGAUCAUUUUACUCCUUCCGUAAUGGUUGGAGUACCAAGUCGGAGGCUUUUGUAGAAUAUUAUCUUGAAUCAACGAUUCGGUAUACCCGCAAGGGAUCGUAUGAGACGGGCAAUGCCACGCGCCCUGUGACCCUGCAGCAUCCCUCAUCUGGAUCCAUACCUGCCAGUCAACAGCUUCAACGACGCACGUUUCAGAUCACAGUCCAGACCCAACGGCUACUGCCAGGAAUGGAGCACGCUGAGUUAUCAUUCACGCAAAAGACAAAAAAGUUUUUCCACUCCUCGAAAGUCCCAACUUUCGGGUUCAAUAUCGAAAUCCACUUGCCUAGUGCUAUCGAACUCGAAAUCCCCUCUCCUAUCCCCUUCGUCAUAAAAUUCUCUUCAAAUACAGUAUCAACCAGCCCCAUAAUUCAAGAUACCGUUCAAACAGUUCGACUGAACUCGGUCCGAAUGCUCCUCAAAUCUACCACCACCGUCAUCGCACCUGGGAAUUUCCUGGCCAGCAACACACACAACGACACGCAGUCGAACGAGCAUGAUCUCGGUUUACAUACGAUCUUCAGUAAACUCGAAAAACCCAUCGAAUUCGAGUCAACUAAGGGAGACCAGGAGGUUGAUAUUGGAACCAUGCUUCAGCUAAUUCUGUGUCCGAAUGGACUAUAUACCGGAAGCCGACGUCUCGGCCUUGUAUCUCCUAUUUCCCCUGAUUUCGUCACGUAUAAUAUCAAACAUUGGAAUGCCUUGCUUUUGGAGUUUUUGUUUACUGUCGCUGAUGAAAAGGUUGAGAGGAAGUUCUCUGUACCGAUUAAAAUCAUGCCGCCGGCGAGACAGAGGCCUGAGUUACCGGAGUAUUCUAAAAAGCAGGAAGAUAGCACGUGA